Messenger RNA from Cyprinodon variegatus (sheepshead minnow), 1441 nucleotides. It is a transcript of the gene tmem161b, whose product is annotated as transmembrane protein 161B. The transcript has 10 exons. The record is from RefSeq and is a predicted model, not a curated record. Bases 235 to 1338 code for a protein of 367 amino acids. Lineage: Eukaryota; Metazoa; Chordata; Actinopteri; Cyprinodontiformes; Cyprinodontidae.
UGACCUCUACUGCAGUUGAAAAUACUUGAGAGCGGAGACUGCAUCUUUAGAUUUUUCUGACGAUGUAGCCUAUCUCUGUGUAGAUAGAGUGACUGAAUUUCUUUUAGCAGGAGCCCUUUCAUUUUUGUCCUCAGCCAUCGCAACAAGGGCAUAUGUGCGCCUUUCUGCUUGAUUUCGGAGUAGGGGUGCUGUGUGUUGCUGGGGUAGAGUCCGUUUUAGCAGCACUGCAUCAACAUGGCUUUGUUUGGCGUGCAGCUGGUGGUUACCAUGGUAAUGGCCAGUGUUAUUCAGAAAAUUUUACCUCAUUACUCCUUCGCAAGAUGGCUACUGUGCAGUGGCAGUCUGCGGUGGUAUCAACAUCCCACGGAAGAUGAGUUGAGGAACCUGGCUGGUAAACAAAAGGGACAAAAACGGAAAGACAGGAAGUACAAUGGUCACAUAGACAAUAAACCGCUAACGGUUCCAAAGGACAUAGACCUGCAACUGGAGACAAAAUGCAUAACAGAAGUCGACACAUUAGCAUUGUACUACUUUCCUGAGUUCCAGUGGCUGGUGGAUUUCACAGUAGCAGCUACAGCAGUGUAUCUGAUUACAGAGCUUUACUACAGUGUGGCCCAGCCCUCAGGGGAGAUGAACAUCAGCGUGGUCUGGUGCCUACUUGUACUCGCCUUUGUCAUUAAAAUCCUUUCAUCCCUCACGGCCCACUACUUCAAGCUAGAGGAAGGAGGCGAACGCUCCCUCUGCAUAACCUUUGCUUUCUUUUUUUUUGUCAAAGCAAUGAUUAUUCUCAUUGUCACCGAAAACUAUCUGGAGUUUGGUCUGGAGACAGGUUUUGCAAAUUUUUCUGACAGUGCUCAACAGUUUCUAGAGCAUCAGGGCUUAGAUUCACAGGGCCCCAUAUCUAAACUCACCUUCAAGCUGAUCCUGGCCCUUCUCUGCUCUCUGAUUGGAGCCUUUCUUACGUUUCCUGGCCUACGAUUGGCCCAGAUGCACCUAGAUGCACUUAAUCUAACCACGGCAAAAUUUACACAAACUUUGCUUUAUAUCAACUUCCUUUCCCCUCUCAUUAUGGUCCUGCUGUGGGUAAAGCCUAUUACCAAGGACUACAUACUGAAUCCCACUCUUGGGAAGGAGAGUGUGCCUUUGAUGAGUGAGGAGACAUUUGAUACGUUGAGGUUAUGGCUUAUUAUACUGAUGUGUGUGCUCCGACUCGCCAUGAUGAGACAUCACCUACAGGCCUACCUCAAUCUGGCACAAAAGGGUGUGGACCAGAUGAAGAAGGAGGCAGGACGGAUAAGCACAGUUGACCUGCAGAAGAUGGUAACUACUUUGUUCUAAACGUUUUGCCGUAUUUAAACAAAACCUCAACUGCUUCCUUUAUAAAAUACUUCAUACUGCACCUGCUUAAAAAAUAAAUAUCUAUUACUUUCUAUCAGUAAAA